Messenger RNA from Vitis vinifera (wine grape), 2028 nucleotides. RefSeq names its product U-box domain-containing protein 62. Gene Ontology annotation, molecular function: ubiquitin-protein transferase activity. Gene Ontology annotation, biological process: protein ubiquitination. The record is from RefSeq and is a predicted model, not a curated record. The transcript is spliced from 8 exons. Lineage: Eukaryota; Viridiplantae; Streptophyta; Magnoliopsida; Vitales; Vitaceae. The coding region runs from base 282 to 1607 and encodes 441 amino acids.
UCGAUUCAACAAGCGUAGCGUGAGCUCCAGAAAACGACGCCGUUUCAAUUCUGCUGGCCGAGGGAAAAAACGACGACGUAUCCCUCUGCUGCGUCCCCUCUGACGCUCAAAAUCCCCACUCCCCAACCGAACCCACAUCUGAUCGCACCCAAAUGACGUGAAAAUGGAGAUUUGUAGGCUAUUCCUGCACUGUUGUUAGCCCUAAUUCACCCCUCUCCCCUAAAAUCCUAUGUAAAACCCUUCAAUUUUUGGCUAGAUUUGGGGGCUGAGUUGAGGCUCAUAUGGCGUCGGAAGAAGUGGGUUUUGUGCCACCACAGAGGCUCGAAAAUGGGUUGAAUUCACAGCUCGUAUUCCAGGAUGAGGCGCUCCGGUUCAAUUGUGGCGCGCCGCAGCGGCGAGUCGGCGAUCCGGGACCGAAGACGCGAGAGCUGAGCAGUUUCAUAGAUGAAAAGAUGUUUUGCGUGGAACGGGAUCGGUAUUUCCACCCGCAGGGCGGGGAAUUCCGGCGGAGCAUAUACGGAGACGCCCCUCCGGAGCGGCCGGACGGCCGGAACUGGAAUGGGAACGGGAACACGCCGACCCCAAGCGGCGAAGGAUCGGAAGGCGAGGAGGAUGAUGAUGAGGAGGAGGAAGACGACGAUGACGAGGUUGAUGAAGGUGAUGGUGAAGUGGAAGGGCUUGUUGCGGUGGAUGACGCCAAUAAGAGUAACAAUCAUAGUAGUGGUAGCUUACAUAGCAGUGCUGAUAAGAUUGGCAAUGGGAAAGCGAAGGACCAUUCUUCAUUUGGGUCAAAUAGGGAUGUGUUGAUGAAGGAUGGCGCCAUUGUUCUAUCUACAAAUAGUGCUAGAGCAAGUCCUAGUGAGAAUCAUCGGCAAGGACGAAUUAGUCAUUACCAGAAUGCAGUUACAAUUGCAGAACCUGAUGGCGACAUGUACUAUUCACAGUUUUUGCAGGGCCCGGAGGGGUCUGCUCCUGGGCAGAAGGAAUUAGCUGUGGAAAAUGGUUGUGGGUUUAGUGGAAGAAAGGAUGUUUCAUUAUCAACCGAGUCGGGGGAGUCUUUAAAGGCGAUUCUUUCAGACCCUCUAACAGGUGCACUUAUGGAUGAUGCAAUGAUAUUACCUUGUGGACAUUCCUUUGGAGGUGGUGGAAUGCAACAUGUCAUUAAAAUGAAAGCUUGUUCUACUUGUUCGCAACCAUUUUCAGAAGACUCAGUGCAACCAAAUCUCUCUCUCCGAGCUGCUGUACAGGCAUUUCGCCGGGAAGAAGAGCUACAGGUUUACCGCACAUCGAAAAGAAGAAGAGAGAGGUCUGACCAGGACAAGUGUAGCUAUGGUGAUUCAACUCUAAUGGAUACUCCAAGGGGUAGAGGCGUUCAGUUUCCAUUUGCUGUUACCGACCGAGUUAUAAUAAAGGGGAACAAGAGGACACCACAGCGCUUUGUUGGACGUGAGGCUGUUGUAACAACACAAUGCUUGAAUGGAUGGUAUGUGGUGAAGACAUUGGAUAAUGCAGAGAGUGUUAAACUGCAGUAUCGUUCACUCGCCAAGGUUCCAGAUAAUCCAUCCUCAAAGCCAAUGUUGAGCAAAAUGACACCAAACUGGCUCUAGACCUGCAGUCCACAAAAUGGGUGAAGUCAUGCAGCAAUGAUUUCUAUCCCACAUGCCACAUACCAUAUCUUUGAUCUAACUUUAUUGCUCAUGAGCUUUCCUUAUAUACCCUAUCGAAUUCCUUCCAAGCAAACAUCACGAUAUUCUGGCCUUGUAAAUUAUAGAGAGAAAGCCCUGUCAGCUGAUGAUGCAAGAAAAGAACCCCAGAAUGAGAUGUGAGAUGUGAACAUUUUUGCUUUAGAUACUGGAGCAGCAGCCUUUGUAUCCUAGUUUACUAUGUAGAAACCUGAAUUUUAUGUAAUCAUUUUUGCUUGUAAUGUCCAAAGAUAGUAGCCUCUGUAUCUAACUGAUGCUUCUUUAAGUCAUCCAUCUGCCUGACUGAUAUUUUAAGUAUGUUUAGUCUCAAGUCACUUUCUGUUAA